Molecule: messenger RNA, 1047 nt
Organism: Anopheles marshallii
Lineage: Eukaryota; Metazoa; Arthropoda; Insecta; Diptera; Culicidae
Product: lactosylceramide 4-alpha-galactosyltransferase-like
Exons: 2
Coding region: 1-1047 (348 amino acids)
Biological process (GO): glycosphingolipid biosynthetic process
Molecular function (GO): alpha-1,4-N-acetylgalactosaminyltransferase activity
Source: RefSeq, a predicted model, not a curated record
AUGAUUUCCCACAACUGCUGGUACCGCUAUAUGCGGUAUGUGAUUUGUGCAUUUUUGUUGUUUAUACUCAUUCGUCUCAUUCCGGUUCAGCAUCCUAAACGAUCGUACAAUCCGGCGGAUAUUAUUAAAGUAGAUCCAGGCUUUCUACGAUCGUACGACACUGACGAAGCGUUACACCGGUACAGCAGCAUAUACUUUAUCGAAACGUCCGCACCAUUCAAGCACGUUGUCACAGUCGAACCGAGACAGGCAUGUGCGAUAGAAUCGGCCGCACGUGCCAAUCCACGCCGGAAGGUGAUCGUACUGUUUGCCUCGUGGAAAGAAAUAACCGAUCCGGGGCGGGUGCGAUUUCCCGAUCUAGCAACGCUCGUCCAGCUGCCGAACGUUCACUUUCGAUGGUUAAACUUGGAACAUUUUGCCCAAGGUACACCGGUCGAGCAGGUGAUCAGAUCGGACAAACUGUACCAGCGUGCCGACGGUGCCGAAUAUCUGUCCGAGAUAUUGCGCUUGGUGCUGCUGUACAAAUACGGUGGCAUCUAUCUCGAUCUCGAUGUGGUGACGCUGAAGACGCUCAAUUUUUACAAUCCCAACUUUUUCGGCGCUGAAACACCGCGGCUCGUCGGUUCGUCGGUGAUAGGGCUGGAACGGCACGGUUACGGACAAACGUUUGCCGAGAGAUGUCUCCAUAACUUCAAAUAUUUUGAAAAUCAAAACAAUGUCCGGAACGGUUCGUUUCUGCUCACCUACCAGAUAGUGCAAGCCUGCGAGAAGCUCACCCUGGAGGAGGUCAUCAACGGCGGAUGUGGUGGACUGUUGGAGGUGUACACGCAGAGCUUCUUCCAUCCCUUCGACCAAACGAACGUGAACAUAAUGUUCGAUUCUGGCCAGCUGGAGGAGGCCAAGCGCCGUAUUUCGAAAGCGAUGAUCGUCCACAUGCUGCACCGUACCAGCCGGAAGCUGCGAAUCGUCGGCAAAAUGACGGGUUAUCAAAUGAUAGCGAAAACUUACUGUCCAAAAGUGUACGAAGAUAAUAGUGGUGAUUUUUAG